GCCGAGUCCUGAGCAGGGCAGGGGCUGGCGGCCCUCCGUCUCUUCCGCCAAGAUGAGCUUCCUCUUCAGCAGCCAUUCUUCUAAAACAUUCAAACCAAAGAAGAAUAUCCCAGAAGGGUCCCAUCAGUAUGAGCUCCUGAAGCAUGCGGAAGCGACUCUAGAAAGGGGGAAUCUGAGACAAGCCGUUACGUCGCCAGAGGGAGAGGACCUCAAUGAGUGGAUUGCUGUUAACACUGUGGACUUCUUCAACCAGAUCAACAUGUUAUAUGGAACUAUUACAGAAUUCUGCACUGAAGCAAGCUGUCUAGUCAUGUCUGCUGGGCCAAGAUAUGAAUAUCGCUGGGCAGAUGAUACUAAUAUUAAAAAGCCAAUCAAAUGUUCUGCACCAAAGUACAUUGACUAUCUGAUGACUUGGGUUCAGGAUCAGUUUGAUGAUGAAACUCUUUUUCCUUCUAAGAUUGGUGUCCCAUUUCCCAAAAAUUUUAUGUCUGUGGCAAAGACCAUCCUGAAGUGCCUGUUCAGGGUUUAUGCCCAUAUGUAUCACCAGCUCUUUGAUUCCAUGAUGCAGCUCCAAGAGGAGGUCCAUCUCAACACCUCCUUUAAGCACUUUAUUUUCUUUGUUCAGGAGUUUAACCUGAUUGAUAGGCGUGAGUUGGCACCUCUUCAGGAAUUAAUUGAAAAGCUUGGAUCAAAAGACAGAUAAAUGCUUCUUACAAACCGCAACUACCUUCUUGCUUCAUCUACUGCUAGAGCUGUCUCCAUGCUAUCUGUUAUAGACUAGUGAUACAAACUUUGAGAGAACAGGAUAAAAAGUUUCUUGUUAUCUGUAUGUCUACAGAUAAAAUUGUCCCAAAGGCAGGUUUGCCUUAUAGCUUCAGAGUGCUACCCUAAGGACACAGCAAAAUUUGAGGUACCAUCUGAUGACCUUUAUGUUCCUGUCACAGAAUCAUAUUUGGUUGUAAUUUGUGGUGACUGAUCUGUAGUUUAUUGGUUUACUUACUACUUCAUUCAGGAAAAUGAUUGAGUCUUAUUUCAGGUGAUAGCAUAAUAGAUACCAGUAAUGUAUUAGUAAGUUUCCAAAAACAAAUUUUCUAAUAGCACAAUCAGAUUGAUUUUAACAUGCUUUUAGUUUUUUUAAUAGAUAUUUUUAAGUUUUUUUUUAAGAUCUAGAACAUUUGCAUCACUUUCAAUAAUCCUUCAGUUUCAAGUCUGUACUAGUAUUUUUGCAGAUAAGGCUAUAUAUGUAUAUUUCAAAAUCCAUGAUUGUGGUUUAAAUCAUCAUAUGGCAAAUAUAAAAUGAAAGUAAUCAGAAUUAUUUUAAAGUGAUUUUAUUUUUAAUUUUUUAUUUGGGAAUUUAUUCAUAUCUCUUUAAAUUAUUAGUAGUGUGUUUCAAUUUUUUACUGCUUCUAAUGGUAGCCCUGGAGGUUUUAUUUUGAAAUGCUUCACUCAGACAAAUGUGUAGCUUUUGUUUGAGAAAAAGAACUAGAAAAUUAUGGCAAGCUUAGAUGUCUCAAAGCUAUUAUUUUCAUUCACAUUUUUUAGAAACCUUGUCAUUCUAGGUAAGAGAAUAGACAUACUCAGUGCUUGAUGGCCUCAUUUCCAUUUUUUUUCUUCAUUCUUUGUUUUUAUUGUGACUGUUAAGAAUAAUGUAGAAAUGCACAAACUUUAUCCCAAUAAGAUUUAAGGAAAGCCACAAUGAAAAACUUUGAAAAUGUGCACAUUUUGUAAGAGCUAGUGUGCAACUUUGUGUGUGUGUGUGUGUGUGU
Messenger RNA from Ochotona princeps (American pika), 1766 nucleotides. Its product is annotated as MOB kinase activator 1A-like. Gene Ontology annotation, cellular component: nucleus; cytoplasm. The transcript has a single exon. The coding region runs from base 53 to 703 and encodes 216 amino acids. NCBI's taxonomy places the organism in Eukaryota, Metazoa, Chordata, Mammalia, Lagomorpha, Ochotonidae. Gene Ontology annotation, biological process: hippo signaling; positive regulation of protein phosphorylation. Gene Ontology annotation, molecular function: protein kinase activator activity. The record is from RefSeq and is a predicted model, not a curated record.